Molecule: messenger RNA, 752 nt
Organism: Arabidopsis thaliana (thale cress)
Lineage: Eukaryota; Viridiplantae; Streptophyta; Magnoliopsida; Brassicales; Brassicaceae
Product: E3 ubiquitin ligase BIG BROTHER-like protein
Exons: 6
Coding region: 66-614 (182 amino acids)
Biological process (GO): negative regulation of organ growth; protein ubiquitination
Molecular function (GO): ubiquitin-protein transferase activity
Source: RefSeq, marked reviewed
GGUACUUAAUUAUAAACCAAUAAUCGUUAAACGACGAUCUCUCUUGGCCACUUCAAAGGAAAUCAAUGUUUCGCAAUCGUGCUUAUAACUUUCACGGGUGUCAAGCUUGUAUAGUAAAUUCUCAGUACCAUGGUUGUCCAUGUUGUCGUCAAUCGCAAUAUCAUAGUCCUUACUGUUCUACUCCGUUCUUUCACCUACAUGAUGUUCCAUCGACGAGUGGAAGGUUUUAUGGCUAUAAUAGCUAUGGUAAUAGCUCCCCGGACCAGCAUACACUUAGGCGUAGUUCCUCAGAUAUCUCAUUACAUAGUUUUUACAAUGAGGGCUUGAAUGAGGUAGAAGCAUCAGUGGGAGACGAAAGUGGAGGCGUACCAGAAUGGAAAAUCUCCAAAUUCCGAACUCAUAAAUAUGGGAAAAAACUUAAAUUCCGGUGGUGGUGGCAAAAGAAAAAGAAGUUUGUCGCCGACGAUUCUCAGUGUUCGAUAUGCCUAGUCGACUAUGAGAAGGGAGAUAAGAUAAUGACUUUGCCAUGUAAUCAUAUUUACCACAAGGAUUGCAUUUCAUAUUGGUUCAAAGAAAACAGAGUAUGUUGUGUGUGCAAACGCGAGGUUUAUUAAUAUAUUAAUGCUCAUUCUCAUCGGACAAUAAUGAUUAAUUAACAGUUAAUGUAAUUUGGUUAUGGUAACGUGAGUUUCCAUAGAGUUUUUGUUUGGUCAUAAUGAUUAAUUAACAGUUAAUGUAAUGUAACGGAUUUA